UAUCAACUCAACUAACUCAUCAUGUCUGGACGUGGAAAGGGAGGAAAGGUGAAGGGAAAGGCAAAGACCCGCUCGAGCCGUGCCGGACUUCAGUUCCCCGUUGGCAGAAUCCACCGUCUGCUGAGGAAGGGCAACUACGCCGAAAGAGUCGGUGCCGGCGCCCCCGUCUACCUGGCCGCCGUCAUGGAGUACUUGGCCGCUGAAGUCCUCGAGUUGGCCGGCAACGCCGCCCGCGACAACAAGAAGUCGAGAAUCAUCCCCCGUCACUUGCAGCUCGCCAUCCGCAACGACGAGGAGUUGAACAAGCUGCUCUCCGGCGUCACCAUCGCCCAGGGAGGUGUCCUGCCCAACAUCCAGGCCGUUCUCCUGCCCAAGAAGACCGACAAGAAGGCAUAAGUCGUCAACAGAACUCCGAAAAUCGGCCCUUUUCAGGGCCACCCAAACAAAUCAAGUAAGAGAUAUUAGGCAAUACACGAAAAAAAUUAGUUAAUAAAAAAUAUAAUUUUCUUGAUCUCCUGUGACUGUAAAUAUCGCUCAGUGAAAAUGCUAUAAUAUUUUAAAAUAUAAAAUAAACCGACCAAUGAGUGAGCCUUAACGACGAGAAAUUGUCAUUGUUUACGUUGUCAUAGCAACAAUCAGAAUUCAAACUGCGGUCGGUCAUAAUUCAUUUGAAUCUUGGCAGAGCAGCAUUAUGUCGUGAAUUCUCAUACUUUGCCAUUCCGUCUGGCAUCAUACUGAAGGACUGGAUGGAUCGCUCAUGGGACCUUCUCAGGUACUGGUCUUUGGCUAUCGUAAGUGUUUAAAAUACUCUGCGAAUUCCACCCUGAAGGCCUUUAUUGUGGCAUUUCAUUGAAAGAAGGUACACGGAUCCCAUAAUUCUACCUGAAAUUACGACUGAAUUCAAAGGUUUUUUUAAUUUUUAUACCUAAACUACCAUUUUAAUUAAAAGAAUUUCUAAAAUUUGUGGAAAUUGCACAAAUUUUUUAAGAGCGUCUCGUUAAUUUUCUAUCUUGAUUCAGCGCACGAUAAAUUUAAACAAUUCUGAAAUCUUUUUAAAAUUUUCCACCUUUGACUUUUUCGUCACCCUCAGGUCAACUUUGUAGUUUGAAGCCCCCUGAAAAUUUAAUGUGAUUGUGAGGUGCAGCAAACUUGAUAAUUUUUAAUUUAUUAAGAAUUCUUAUAUCUAUGUACUUGAAAAUCUGACAACGUAACUAACGUUCAAAAACACAACAUUCUGAUUGUUGCCGCCGCCGUUACUGGAAAUUUUAAAUGAGAAACAACGGUCAAUUCGUAACAAUCAGAAUAUUUUGAAUCUACGUUCAGAUCAGAAUUCUUUGAAUUUCGACGAGUCAACGUGUGGCAAAAUUCGCAGCGACUUUUUGUGCUUCCCACGGUCGUCCUGUCAAACUGCCCAUGACGGACGCCCUUGAAGAGUCAUUCGGAGCAAAAUUUACACGCAGAGGAGACUCAUUCCUUAAUUGCGAACACACUCCAGACUUUUUAAAGCUCACAGUCGGAUCCUUGACACUCUUAUCAACCUCGUCGCAUCACUCAUGGACCGUGAUGCGUCCAUAGUGCCAGUGCUCUACGAGGACAACAGCAACAUUGUCAAUGUUGAUUUUUUGACCGAGCCUUUGCACAACAUGCUUCUUCAAGCGACUGCCUUGGCUUCCUCACUCCCGAAAUCAUGUACACCAUCCUUGUGAAGAACGGGAAAGCGGCCUCGUCCAAGUGGGGAAAACGAGAUCUUGCCCCCAAGCUCCGCUCCCUUCUUCAGCAGGGCCUUCCUAUGGUGGAACUCAACGUUUGAAGUUUGAAAACAGCGGCACAAGAUCUGACAGAGGCUGUCAUCAACAUACUCAAGAUCAUGUCCCACGAGACCACCAUACAGCCUGUCAGCGUCAGCUACUCUGACGUGUCAGGGAAAAUGGAUGUUUCAUUCCUCAUUGAGCCCAUCCAUUUCCUCCUCGCUCGUGACUGCCUUUCCAUGCUGACCGUGGAGGUCAUGUAUGUGACCCUGAUUAGGCAUGGCAAGGAGGCCUCACCCUCUUGGGGAAAACGAGACCUGCUUCCAAAACUGCGUGCACUAAUCAAGCAGGGACUGCCGGAGCUGCCAACGGUGACACUGGCAAAACAGCGUGAGGAGCCUCUCAAGAGGAAGGCCGAUGUUCUGCAAAAGGAGGAGAAUCUACAUCAGAGGCAGGACGAAUAUUAAUUCAUAUGAUCAACAAAAACUUUGAUAUUAAAAACCCUUAAUUUUGUUUUGAAAUAUUAAUAAUUUUAUAAAUCGUUUUCAUAAUUAUGUCUAAUAUAUUGCGGCAAGAUUUUAAAAGUAAAUUGUUCUUUAUGUCCGCAAUUUUGCCAAAAUUAUCAGAGCGCUUGAAAGCUGAACUUAAAAUUAUAUUUUAAUUAACCUACAAAAUUUAUUUUAUUAAAAGAGCAGCUCUAUAAAAAAAAAAUUAGAUUGGCUUUCAUUGUGAAUAUUUUUAGUCUUAAAAUGCUGGCAUGCGACCAUGCACCCAGACAAUAUGAUCGAGUGUGGUUAAGAGGCUACGGUUGAGAUCAAAGACGAUUGUGUCCCAUUUAUGUUCUAGACACAGGGCUGAAGAAAGCGCUUGGAGGCCCAGAAAAGGGCCGGCGUUUGAAGCGCCUUCUUCUCGUCGGUUAGAUAUAGCGAGUAAUGCAGACUG
Neocloeon triangulifer is the source of this 2690-nucleotide messenger RNA. Its product is annotated as histone H2A. The coding region runs from base 22 to 396 and encodes 124 amino acids. The record is from RefSeq and is a predicted model, not a curated record. Gene Ontology annotation, molecular function: structural constituent of chromatin; protein heterodimerization activity; DNA binding. Lineage: Eukaryota; Metazoa; Arthropoda; Insecta; Ephemeroptera; Baetidae. The transcript has 5 exons. Gene Ontology annotation, cellular component: nucleosome.